This is a messenger RNA of Entrophospora candida, 735 nucleotides long. NCBI's taxonomy places the organism in Eukaryota, Fungi, Glomeromycota, Glomeromycetes, Entrophosporales, Entrophosporaceae. The record is from the annotation of a GenBank genome assembly.
AUGCGUUUAAUUAUUCGUGAAGAUUGUGAUGCAGUUUCUGAAUAUAUGGCAACAUAUAUCAAGAAUCGUAUAUUAGAAUUUAAUCCAACUCCCGAGAAACCUUUUGUUCUUGGUUUGCCAACUGGUUCUUCGCCAAUUGGUGUUUAUAAAAAUUUAGUAAAGUAUCAUAAAAAUGGUGAAUUAAGUUUUCAAAAUGUCGUUACUUUUAAUAUGGAUGAAUACGUUGGUUUGCCAAGAGAUCAUUCAGAAAGUUAUCAUUCUUUCAUGUGGCAUAAUCUUUUUAAGCAUGUAGAUAUAAAUCCGAAAAAUGUUCAUAUACUCAACGGUAAUGCCGAAGAUCUUGAAAAAGAAUGUGCUGAUUUUGAAGUCUCUAUUAAAGCUGCUGGUGGCAUAGAACUAUUCUUGGGAGCUUUUAAUGAACCUGGAUCUUCGUUGAACUCAAGGACUCGUGUAAAAACUUUAGCGUAUGAUACAAUUUUAGCAAAUUCAAGAUUUUUUGAAAAUGAUAUCAGCAAAGUACCUAGAAUGGCAUUAACUGUUGGGGCUUUAAUUGUUUGUGAUGAAGAUGCAACUCUUGAAUUGCAUGUAAAGACUGUAAAAUAUUUUAAGAGUAUUGAACACGUUAUUAAAAAUCUUAUUGGAGCUGAAAAUGUUGGUUUACAAGGUAACGUAAAGAAGUAUCCCACACCAGUAGUUACACCAACAAGAGAAGAAUUUUAUAAUUUGCCUUUUUGA